GAGGGGAGCUCGCUAGCGUACUUCCUACCGGCGUUUCCUUUAUUAUGUAUUGCUACAGCGAUAGCUGGCAAUAAUUUUUUAAAUAAUUCUAUGAAUGCAAGGAUGACUGUUAUAGACCAUUGAGUUCACUUUUAAUACCGAUUAAUCAGGUAAAACAAGGAUGCGUUCCUGAUAACUGCAGCAAACAGCUGCUCCAGAACGAUAACAUUCACUACCCAAACAAGAUCAUAUGUUCAUAGAAGAUUAUCUUGAAGAUGAUGAGGAACCACCUUCACUGCUCAGCUCUUGUCCUUCUCACCUUCCUUGGCCUGCAGGAGGCUCUGGAGACGCAGUGUGGAUGGGGACAGGUCCUGACCAGCGAGGGGUGUGUCUGCCAGCAGUGCCCAGCCGGUCAGGAGCCCAGCCGGGCCUGUGGGAAAGCUGAGGGCCCAGACGUGGUGGUGCAGUGCCAGGUCUGCCCUGCAGGCACUUUCUCGGGCUCCUAUGACUCAGAGCUGUGUAGGCCCCACACCUCCUGUCUGCGCCUCAGCCGGCAGCUGGUGAGCCCGGGCAGUGCGGAGAGGGAGGCCGUCUGCGGGGACUGCCUGACCGGGUUCUACCCUGUUUCGGAGGAGCAGUCCUCUGGCCAGAGCUUGUGCGUGAGACUGACCCCUGACCCUCUGGUGCGCAUCCUGCGGAGCGCGGGGAAGGCCGAGUCCCUGGGGGCGGGCCGAGGCCUGGUCAACGCCACCAGCGCACGAGGCCCUGAGGAGAAGACCACGGAGUACGCCGUCUUCGCCCUGGUGCCCAUCUUCUGCGUCAUGGGCCUGCUGGGCAUCCUCAUCUGCAACCUCCUGAAGAAGAAGGGCUACCGCUGCUCCUCUGACCGGGAGGGCACGGACGAGGAGGCCGCCUCCCCGCAGAAAGAAGGUAAUACCGGUCCGUUCAUUGUGGACGACUCCAAUGAAGACACCAUUAGCGUGCUGGUGCGUCUCAUCACAGAGAAGAAAGAGAAUGCCGCUGCUCUGGAACAGCUUCUCCUGGAGUAUGAGAGCAAACAGAUGUCCAUCAGCAAAGCCUCAUCAAUCAAGUUCCCGGUCCUGCCCCACCUGCCCCACCAGUUCCGCUCCCUGCCCCGUCUCUGCCCCCACCAGCACCACCUCCACACCAUCAACGGACUGGCCUCCAGGGCGGGCAACUGCUGCUCCCGCUGCAGCCAGAAGAAGUGGCCCGAGCUACUACUGCCACCUGCGGAGGCCCAGAAGAGCACCGCGCCCAGCACCAAGACCCCCUGCACCAAGACCCCCCUGCCCGGGGAGGUCACCAUCCUGUCUGUGGGCAGGUUCCAGGUGGCCCAGAUCCCAGAGCAGAGGUCCUCGUCUCUGGAGCUGACCCCGCCAGAGUCCAGCGACACCGACUCGGUGGACACCUCCCACGCCGAGGCGGCGGAGGACCAGUCUCUCCUGGGGAUCUCCUCCAUCUCCUCCUCCUGGACCAAGAGCAAGCAGGAGGACCGAAAGUUUGUCAUAAGGCUGGGAGAAACCAAUCUGGUCAUCUGAAAGGUCAACAGCUAAUCGGGGAAAGAGAUGACUGUCUCGCUGGGCAGCACGGGGAGCGGUGGGGGUGACAGAGCCGACCCCCGAAGGCUCCGGCCUGGACCCUGGGGGAGAGCUUCCCCCGGCAGCACCCUGAAGUCUGCUAAUUGCAUAUUUAUUACACUAUAAUUAUGAUAAUAAUAAGCAAUGAGCUUCUAGUUCAGAAGCAGAGACAAGAAAAUAAAAAAGCGAUAUUAUUUGCUUUGUUAGUGCUUCCGAAUGACGCUAGUCAGGGCUUUGACCUGUGGUAGUGAAUUCUAAACUGCAAUAGAAAAAAAAUAAAAGGUCACUACAAACAGGAAACCCUGCAUGCCAGCCAGCUCUCCCUAGUAUUACAGAAAAAGAGCUGAAAACUGUCUUUCAAUCAUGGUUUUUAAAGAAAUGAAGUUUUAGUCCACUUGAACUUUUUUUAAUUCCGAUCAUGACCAGCAAAGUAAUGGACCUUUUUCACAAAGUGGAAUGUAAUUUAGUACUGGUGAAGUACAGUUUCUGUUAACAAAAGACAAGCAUCCACAGGUUUCAUUUGAACAAACUGACAUGGUGCAGGACCUAGUAGCAUAUAGCAUCAUUUGAUUUUCCUUUCUUCACAAAGUAUAGAAUGGUGUUCAUGUGAAAAAAAACUGCUUUACAUUUUCAUCAAGCAUCAGACAUCUCUGUUAGAAGCACAAGCUGUACUGUAAUUUACUGUACGUAUGUACAGAGGGUGGUGAAAGACCAGCUCCACUUUUUAUUGAAACUGUGCUGUACAUGGAGGAGAAAUACAGGGUGCUUGUGCUUGCCAUUAGUUUGCUGUGUCCCAGUGUUUCCAACCAGGUUGCUUUGGGUGUAGGAUGACGGACGUUUUUGACUAUGCUGUUGUUUGGCCUGGGACUUCCUCUUUUCAUGUGUCUUCAUCUCAGACUGUGAUGUCACUUCCUGUCCUGUGGUGCCACAGAGUUGUCAGGGCGUUUUCUCACAGCCUUCAAAGCUUAUGAUUUCAUAUAUGUACACCUCCCAAGUCUCAUUUCUAUCUACUUACUGAUUUUAAAAACGUUCAUAAAGAGGUAUAGUAUAUGCUAGAAAUCCAGGAAUAAAAAUGUUUAUUUUAAAGAUCACUUGUGUUGGUUGAAUGCAAUGUACUGUUAAAGCAACAUAGUAGUUUAUCAGAAAUGGUAGAUGAAACCUCUGGCCCAAGGUUCCGGUGACCCCCUACAUGACGUUGCUAUAGUAUUAAAUAGGGUUCAUUGGUUCAUGUGAAGUCAAGCAUAUUCCCCUGUCUGAGAGAGACUGUCGCUUUAGGCACAGUGGGUUGUUAAACAUUUCUACGGGACAUAAAUUGCAUUCAGAAGUUCGAAACAUUAAUGCUAGACUCAUCUUUGAGGUCCCCAAUACUGUAUCUAGUCACGUGGGGUCGUGGUCACUAGUGUACCACGGUGGACUCUGGCAUUAUCUGGCUUCUGUUUAACCAAUCACAGCCCUCAGUGUUGUGGAUUAGGGGUUGUGUGUCCAAACCUACCUCCAUUCUAGCUCGCAAAGUGUAGGCGUUUACCCAAGCAGAGUACUGUACAGUUACGCACAUUUUAAUGAUAAAUUGUCAGGACAGGAAUAGCUGUAUGUUAGCCCUACGCGCGGUUAACACAUUUGUAAUGGAGGCUAGUUUCCCUCGUUUGUAAAUGCACACGCACAAAACAUACCCACACACCCUUUUGAUGUAAGCACACCAAGCCUUUCCACUAAGGACCCAUGAUUUUCUGGUACUUGGAGAUAUGUUACCUUCUGCACUCUUUACUAAAACUGAAUGUGAAAAUCACAUUCUCAUAUAAUUUACAAUUAUUGCAGUAGUAUCUCCAGUAGUAUUGGCUCAACUAGUCAUCAUAUCUGACUGUUUGUCUCAUUCUCCACACUGAAACACUCAUCUGUUAUCUCUUUUUUUAUUAUUAUUUUGUUUCCUUUCUUAUUACAGUACUUAAAGCAGAAAGGCGUCAAAAGACAUUUCCACUUCACUGUGGCAUCACUAUUUUGUUAUGAUGGUUUACAUUAACAUUUUAUAUAGUGUCAUUUUUGUAUUUUGUAUGUUUGCAAUUCAGCUAUGGAAGAUUUUCAAUUUGAUCCUAUUUAUUGGUUGGACAUUCCCAUGUGUUUUCUCAUUUCUUUUAAAUGUUAUGAAUUGAAGUGUUGUUACAAAAAUGAACUCAUCUCUCCAACCUUAUAGGUUCUUAUUUAUUAUAUUCCAUUUAAUUGAAAUUUGUACUUAAAUAAAGGAGCAAUUUAUUUUAA
Conger conger (European conger) is the source of this 3830-nucleotide messenger RNA. RefSeq names its product RELT TNF receptor (gene relt). Lineage: Eukaryota; Metazoa; Chordata; Actinopteri; Anguilliformes; Congridae. The record is from RefSeq and is a predicted model, not a curated record. Bases 255 to 1538 code for a protein of 427 amino acids. Gene Ontology annotation, biological process: apoptotic process. The transcript has 13 exons.